GAUCGAAGCCAACCUGACGCACAUAGCGAGAGCCCGCCACACAUGGCAAAGGCGAAGAAUUGCAGAUUUCCCUUCAAGAUAACAUGGCUGAAAUGAAACUCCAUCAGCUGUUAAGGUCCCAUUGAAGAUUCCUGAAAGUAUUAAGGAGAUGAAGAGCCAUUGUUUCCCGGAAUGGAAGCCGAUAAUUAGUUUGAACGAUGGCACCGUCCCUGCCGGAUGUCCUGGAGACAUUUCCACAUUUCUCUGAAAGACCCCCAGAGAAGAGGCCUUCCGCCAUCCUGGCAGCAGACGACACUCAACAAGCAGACGACAUAAUAUGAUGGCCGCCAUAUUGGAAACAGUGUUAAGUAACGUGUCAAAGGUCUCUAACCUCUCCAGUGCAGUAAACACUGAAGAUGUGACAAUGGUUGGAGCCAACGAUACAACAGCAGGUGAUCCCGACGUGUCACCCUUUUACGUGACAAUGAGACGACUACAGACAGUUCUCAUUCCCUUGAUUUGUUCAUUUGGAAUUUGUGGAAAUGUUUUGGCUGCUGGGACCUUCUUGAGCUCGACUCUGCGAGGGACAUCAUGUUGUUUGUAUUUGGCAGCCAAAACUAUAAGCGAUAUUGGUUUUCUUUUGUCUCUCUUCGUCGUAUGGUUGUAUCGAGUCCAUGUGCCCAUCCUAAAUACCCACGGAAUAUGCCAGACGACAGUGUUCCUGAGCUACGUUUGUGGUUUUCUGUCGGUAUGGUUUGUAGUGAUUAUAACCAUCGAAAACUUCAUACGAAUAUCUCAACCCUGGCGAAUUCCGUUAUUUUGCAGUCAGAGAAAGGCGAUUAUGUUAAUUUGUUUAUUGGUGAUAUUUACUUGUUUACUGUACUCAUUUUCGCUGUGGACAACUGGAAUAGUCAAAGACGAAAAUCCGAAAUGCCAGUCUCUCAAAAAAUUUCAGAAUAUUGCACUUUCAAUGACUUAUGUCGACACUUGUCUGACACUUAUCUUGCCCACUAUUCUCAUGUUUUUUCUUGUUCUUGCCAUAAUGAUCAGUGCACUUCAAGCUUACAAACGGAAAAUGCGUCUUCGCGUUGUGGCUCAAAAUGGAAACGGAAAAUUAUCUGCAAGCACACCAGAAGGCAAGGUUAGCCGAUUUCUUUUCGCUGUGUCCAUCAUAUUCCUCUUUUUACACACACCCAGUCACGUGAUUCGGAUCAAGCUCGUGAUAUUAAACUAUUUCUAUCAUCAAGCGCCAUCCAUUCAUGAUCUUGUUUUUCAGAGAGUAUUUGAGACAUUUUAUUACUUUAACUUUUCACUGAACUGUUUAAUUUACUUGCUCUUCGGGGAAAACUUUCGAAGAGUGUUCAAGCAAAUCUACAUGAGCAGGUGCAAGAGGAAAAAUAUGGCCGAAGUUCAGGAAGCAAAUAACAUGUCACCCUUGAUGACAACGGGGUGGUCAUUCACCGAAGCAUCAUGCAUUGACCAAGAAGCAAGCACCUGACCUCAUCCUGGCCACUGGUCAGCCUGUCACUGUUUCCUCCAUAUUCAUCCACGAAGCAAGGAAACCAUCCCCUUGCAAACUAACAGUAAGCAUGCGUUGACUCUUAAACCAACGCCCAGAUCUAGUGGUGACUAAUUCAUUUGCUGACGUAUAUCUAAGGUGACGUGAAGAUUCACAGCAUGGAAAACCUCAAAUGAUUGCGUUGGAAAGAAAGUGUGUUGAUUUCACAAAAACAAGAUUGCGGUGUGCUGCUACUUACUCUUAACAAAAUAGUACACAGUAUAUUAUGUGACAGAUUCCCAAUCGGAACACUCUGUGAAAGUGUCAAACAAUCAUGACAUCUGUGAUACAAUGCUGUGAGAACCUUGCAUGAACGCCUCUGUGGAGAUGAAUGACCCUUAAUAUCAUUAAGACCAUUGUGUGAACUGAUGGUAACCUGUUACUCAGAAUGAUCUAGACGUUUACGAAUCAUCCUCCUGGGAAAUGCAGUGGGGCAGUAUAUUUUCUAUACCCAUCAAUAACAGGAAAGAAUUUGGAGAGAGGAUUAUUCCACUCAUUCAUAGCACGAGGAAAACAGGAAAGAUAAUUGUUUUCAUCACAAUGUAACCGCACACUGCUCACCAGAAUACCACUAUAUCCUGCCCGGAGCUUCAAUAGGAUGAUCACCUUUUGCAAACUGUAACAUGUAAUGUGAUAUUUUGACAUUUGAAUGACCUUUUACUACGAUUCUGUUUGGUCAUUUGGAACCAAGUCGUGAUCUGUUUACAUCCUGAUUAUGCAACUGAAAUACAUUGUCUCAGUAGGUGUUCUGUGUUUACGACAGGCUUUUGUAAGGUUCA
Molecule: messenger RNA, 2316 nt
Organism: Haliotis rubra (blacklip abalone)
Lineage: Eukaryota; Metazoa; Mollusca; Gastropoda; Lepetellida; Haliotidae
Product: melatonin receptor type 1A-like
Exons: 4
Coding region: 317-1477 (386 amino acids)
Biological process (GO): G protein-coupled receptor signaling pathway
Cellular component (GO): plasma membrane
Molecular function (GO): G protein-coupled receptor activity
Source: RefSeq, a predicted model, not a curated record